AUGCCUAUAGCGCUAUCUCCUCCCUUCCGGCCAAGGAAUGGCUUGACCAAGUUCACAAACUGCCGCCUUGUGCGCGGAGACAAGCUGGUCCGAGAAGAUCUCUGGGUCAGCUCUCUGUCGGGCAAAAUCAUCAACAGCCAAGCCGCCUUUUUCGACGACCUCGUUCUCCCAGACCAGACCAUCGACCUCGGCGGCCGCAUCGUCUCGCCGGGCAUGAUAGACGUGCAGCUCAAUGGCGCCUUUGGGUUCAACUUUUCUACGCUUCUUGACGACAUGUCACAGUACGGCAAGAAGGUCAAGGAGGUGCAAAAGUUGAUUGUCAAGACGGGCGUCACAUCGUACAAUCCCACCAUCACCAGCCAGCGGCCAGAGCUAUAUCAGAAGGCUCUUCCGUUCCUGGGACCAUCAGGACACUUGCAAGAGGCCGAAGAUGGGGCCGAGUCGCUCGGCGCGCACUGCGAGGGCCCGUUUCUGAGCCCGACCAAGAACGGCGUGCACAAUGUCGACGUCCUGAUAGAGGCGCAGACAUUCGAGGACCUCGAGGCCUGCUACGGCAAGCACAAUCUCUCCCCGCGGGCCGAGGGCGAGCAGAUCCCCAUCAAGUACAUCACGGCGGCGCCGGAGCGCGGCCAGAUGAUGAAGCUGAUCCCGGAACUCACCAAGAAAGGCAUCAUCUACUCGGUGGGACAUUCCGAGGCCACGUACGAACAUGCGUCCGAGGCCGUCGGGCUGGGCGCAACCAUGAUCACUCACCUGUUCAACGCGAUGCGCCCGCUGCACCACCGCAACCCGGGCAUCUUUGGAGUCCUGGGCAUCGCCGAGAGCCUUCCGCGGCCGUACUUUGGCAUCAUCGCCGACGGCAUCCACCUGCACCCAACCACAAUCAAGAUUGCCUUCAACGCACAUCCCGACGGAUUCAUCCUCGUCACCGACGCCAUGCACCUGGUGGGAUUGCCCGACGGCGCCUAUCCGUGGACCAACGGCGACACCACGUGUAACAUUGUCAAGGUGGGAUCCAAGCUGCUGUUGGAGAACUCGGACACCAUUGCCGGCAGCUCCAUCACCCUCCUCGAAUGCGUCAACAACUUCCUGCAAUGGACAGGCACCGGAAUCCCACACGCGCUCAAGGCGGUCACGGCCACCCCAGCUGCCAUGCUGGGCCUGCAGGGCGUCAAGGGAUCGCUCGACGCCGGUGCUGACGCUGACCUGGUCAUCUUUUCAGAGGCGCAAACUCCGGGGCAGCCCAGCACGCUGGUACUGGACGAGGUGUGGAAGUUUGGCACCAGAGUCCAUCGUGCAAGUGCCCUCUAA
This is a messenger RNA of Trichoderma atroviride IMI 206040, 1311 nucleotides long. RefSeq lists its product as uncharacterized. The record is from RefSeq and is a predicted model, not a curated record. Gene Ontology annotation, biological process: N-acetylglucosamine catabolic process. Gene Ontology annotation, molecular function: N-acetylglucosamine-6-phosphate deacetylase activity. NCBI's taxonomy places the organism in Eukaryota, Fungi, Ascomycota, Sordariomycetes, Hypocreales, Hypocreaceae.